This is a messenger RNA of Lineus longissimus, 2480 nucleotides long. RefSeq names its product eIF5-mimic protein 2-like. Bases 58 to 1461 code for a protein of 467 amino acids. Gene Ontology annotation, cellular component: cytoplasm; membrane. The record is from RefSeq and is a predicted model, not a curated record. Lineage: Eukaryota; Metazoa; Nemertea; Pilidiophora; Heteronemertea; Lineidae. The transcript is spliced from 11 exons. Gene Ontology annotation, molecular function: protein binding.
CUUACGUGAAAUUUCCUGGAACUAUUUUGUCAUUUUGGUCGGAAGUAAACAUUUUUUAUGUCAAAGAAGGAGCCAAAGCCAACGCUGACCGGUCAACGCAUAAAGACCAGAAAAAGGGAUGAAAAACAGAAACUUGAUCCUUAUGAAUUCCGUCAGAAAAUCAUUGAGACUCUCAACGCAGCUGGCAACAAUCUAGAUGAAGUAUCUGCUCAGCUUGACCAGAAAGGGUCACAGGAAUACAGGACUUAUGCUGACUCCCUGAUUCAUAUUCUCUUGACUGGUGGUCUCUUAGCUCCGGGUGGGAGUAUCAUUGAGGGGCCUGACACGUCCGGGGUAUAUCGCUCCGAUGUCUGUGUGUUCCUGGCACCCGGCGAUGAUGAGACACUCCUCGCCUAUCGGCAGGUAUUCCAUAAGCUCAUCCGGCGUUACCGCUACCUGGAGAGGGUCUUCCAAGAUGAGAUGACAAACAGGAUCAUACCCUGUAUGAAAGGGUAUAAGGAGCAAGAACGCUCCAAUCUGGCCAAGAUAACCGCCAUGUUUAUGGCAGUGAACCAACUGGACGCCGGCUGCCUCAAACACCUCUUUACUGAUCCUCUUGUAAAGGAUGAUUUGGCACUGAAUUUUGCAACAGAGAUGUUCCGCACCUGGUUCAAGUACAGCAAUGUCCGGGAAAUCAAGAAGACUCUGACUGCUGCUGGCAUGGAAGGCAAACUCAUGCUUCUGUUCCCAUUGAACAAGCGUAGCAUGGAUAACUUCGAGAAGCAUUUCUCGGAGGCGGGUCUGGAGCAGAUCAUUGAAUACCAGAAGAACUAUCAUCUCUUCGUGAGCAAGAUGAAACUGCAGGAGUUCGUUGCCGAGAGCAUUGCUGAUGAGAAGAGCAUCAAGGAGAUCGUUUUGACUUGUGAAGAAAUGAUGAAGGCUGACAAACUUGGGGAGCACGAGGUUGUCAUUCAUAUUUGGAAUGCAAUAAUGAGCAACGUCGAAUGGAACAAAAAAGAAGACCUGAGGUCUGAUCGAGCGCUGCGCCAUCUGAAGGCGUACACGAAACUCAUCGCUGCAUUUACGAAGAGUGCAAAAUGUGAGAUCGCCCUCUUGCUGAGGAUUCAAGAGUACUGUUAUGACAACAUGAACUUUCAGAACCUCUUCUGCAAGAUCAUUCAGAUGCUUUAUGACAAUGAUGUGGUGAGUGAAGAUGCCAUCAAGCUAUGGUACAAGAAGAAACAUUCCUCUAAGGGCAUCAGCAUCUUCCUGGAGCAAGCCAAGAAGUUUGUGGAAUGGCUCGACACUGCAGAAACUGAAUCGGAAUCGGAAGAGGACUCCGAUGAGGAGAACAAGCAGCCGAAACAAGCCGCAGAGAACGGAGACAAUGUUGAGGCUGAAAACGGAGAGAAAACCGCAGCCGCUGCAAAGGAAGCUUCGGAUGAGGAGGAUGCAAAGAAGGGUGCAGAGAAUGAAAACUAAUCAUACUCUCCUCGUUAGGUGGCAGCACCCAGCUCGUGACGCGAAAUUCAUUAUUUUCCCUCGCUGAAUCUUUUUCUGCGUGGUUGGAGGUGUUCAGUUGAUGUACAUUAAAUGACUAAUAGUACAAUGUAUUUGUAAGUGGGUGCCAUCCAACUGGAAUCAUUUUCUACUUGUAAAGCAUGUAAAAAUAUAGAAAUGCCCAAUUUAUUUCUAAUAUCUAAUUGGUAGAUUAGUUUUGUAAACAGAUUCAGAGAUUACCGAUAACAUUUGAAGGAAUUAGGAAUACUAAUAUUUUUUUCUAAGAGGCCCUAAAAUCAAAUCAUGUCAAAGGAAUACAGUUCCUGAAGUCCUUCUGAAAACUGCAUGUAAAAAAGCUGUACCCUUCGAAUCAAUUUUCCUCAAUAAUUUGUUCUAUUGAUCUGUAUAAAUGUUUUGGCAGUGUUCAGAUCCAUUCAAGCUCUUGUUAUGGUCUGACUUCAGUUGUAUCUCACCCUGGUGAUUUAUUUUAAAAUACUCUAUAGAAAGUGAUGUGUGUUCAGUCAACUCAGGGCAUGUUUUUCAUUUACACGCGGAUCCAGUGGGAACCUGUCUAAAAGUGGAUCUAUUAUAUGUUGUCAUACCAUAGUAGUUGUAAUAAGAUCAAUUACACAUAAGACUGAAAAAUCGUCUUGUCUCCAGUUAGAUGUUGUGUGAAGUCUUGUACAGUAUUAUCAUUGAUUGCUCUGUGGACAGUAGAGUUAUCAACUGAUGUGAUGUUUUCCUUGUAAGUUUUCAUACUGUCUCAUGUUGUGAGACACCCAGCUGUUUCACUGAAGUAUUCUGUCACAAGUCAAACGGAUUCCCAGAGGUUUUGUUUAGUCUUCUCUGAUAGUCCUUUAUGAGCACAAACAUCUUUAUAUUCUGUCAGAUGUUCCUAAUCAGGACAACGUUGAAUGAAUUUUUUCCUUUGAUUGUCUUGGAAAUGAAGAAAAGAAAUGCAGCAUGAAGUAUACGAUCGAAUAAAAUUGAAUUGGGUCACA